UGUUGCGCAGAUUCACUAGCGAUGUAAGAUCAGGACGAAAGGAAGAAUUCUCCCCUGGAGUCUGACUGACUAAUAAGGUGCACAUUGCAGUUUCACCGUGUGCACAUAUCAGAUGUCGUCAUUGGGAGAACACCUGCGCUCUGGCCUGACAAAAUAUGGACAAGCAAAAGCUGAGAUUAAUGCGGUUACCACAAUAUUGAGGCAACUUCAUGGAGAAAACUAAAGGAAUCCCUUUAAGAUGACACGCACAGAUCCACCUGAUAUACUGGUAUCAACUGUGCAUCAAGACAUAAAAGUGAUUCCUAUAUCUACCCACUACAAAUCUUUGCAACCCUCCAAACAAUGUGAUUUUAUAAAUUGCAUUACAGUGGAGGACAGUCAAAGCAAAGUUAAUAAGAGGCACUGUCAAACCUUUGACUAUAAGUCAUUGGAGUACCCAAAAUCACACAAGUCCUCAAUGGAGUCCCCACACAGAAAAGCUGAUAGGCAUGCAGCCAACCCAGAUGUUGCUUGGAAUGCCCUGGGUUGCCACCAGAGAUACCGUUUUUCUGCUCCAGACAUUUUCAGUCACAGAUUAACUCCUCAAUCAGUGGCUGCAGAAAGGGCAAGUGAGGUAGUUGUCCCUGAAAAUAAAAGAAGGACCAGGUCAAAAAGUGCCUCUCGUGUUCAGACUGGCCUCACUCCUGUGACUUUUGAAGGUUACUCAUCAUCAGGAAGGAAAGGAAGAGAGUCCCAAAGGGUUCCAAAAGAUUCUCGCUGGAGAGCUGAAGCAUCCCCACUUAGAGAGUCAUCUUAUGUAGCAACAAGGACUCAUAUGCAUGAAGUACAUCCCAUUAAGCUGCAGCCUCAAAUUGGUGACAGCAGUAGAUAUUCACCACACUAUGCUUCUGAUAAAUUUGAGGAUGGAAGUCUAGAUAAAUCAGCAACUAGCCCCCAUGUUAGGUGUCGAGUGGACAUCAAGCCCGAUGAUGCAGCAUUACAUCAUUCAGGUCGAAAACAGACAACAUCUGCAAUGGAAAUACCCUGGCAGAGGCAUCACAGUACUGGGAGAAGUCUGACUGUGCCACGUCAUUUCUCCUACUCCAGAACUCCAACUCCCACUGACUCAAUGGGUGCAGAAAGUAGGCAAGCUUAUCAAUAUUCCCGAAGCAUGCCAAAUACUUACCUACAACACAUGGAGCUUCCAUUACAAAGAAUGCCUUCUGCUAGUGAUUAUUAUGGUAGAGAACAUAGAGCUCAUUCCAGUCCUAAUGUGCCAACUAAUUUCUUUUAUGCAGAUGAUGUAGCCAGAUAUGUGACUGCUCCUGCUCCAAAACCAGGAUCUUUUUUUCAUGAUGAGCACUACACACCAGGUAAAACAUACAGUCCCAAAGUACAGUAUGUGCAAGAUCCAAGGACUCGAAUAGUGCAUGCUGUAGCUACUAGGCCAUAUUAUUCUGAAAUGGAGCCCCACCCUUACUCUGUGCAGUCAGGAUAUCCCAAACCAUAUGCUGAAAAUGAACCAGGGCCAUACAUCAUAAGCACACCCCCCACAAGUAUAUUGUAUGGUGAUGAUCCAAGAACUUAUCAAAUUCAGACAGCACCACCACGAUUUUAUUAUUCCAGUGAUAUGUUUGCAGUCCCCCCAGAGCACCAUGUUCCAGCAAGGGCAUACUAUACUGAAGGUCGAAGACAUGCUAGAGUCACUCAACCACAAACUGAUGACUGGUAUGGCUCUGAUGCAUCUGGUUAUUCUACUAAUCCAGCCUCCUAUGUGUCGCAGAUCACUCCAACCAGAGUCCGGCAAGAGCCUGUACUAACUCCAUGGUAUACCAAUCCAUGUGUAGAACCUCAAAAAAUAGGUACAGAUUCCAAAUCUUAUUCCAGGUCUUGGGACAACAUUCUCAACUCACGUGUAGAAAGAGAACAACCUCUUCCUGUACAGAGAGGUCAGAGCUACGAUGAUCUUUUGGACUCCAGGAAGCCGCCUACGGCCACAGGUGACAAACCAAAACCAGUGGUAGUCAAUCUUUCCAGUUCACCAAGACGCUAUGCAGCCUUAUCAGUGUCUGAUAAUUCACUUAUUGACAAAAGUCCAACAGAGACGUCAAAAAGUCCCACAAGCAAACUUUGGUUUGUUACUCCUGAAAUAACAAUCACUGAUAAUGACAUUAGGCCAGGAAAUCUUAACAAGGCUGAAGGACGGUCUGCAAGUUGGGAUAUUCUUGACUCUAGAAACGCUGAGGGUCUAGAAUUACAUGACUUUGAUAGCUCAACCAAAGAAAAGACACAUGAUAAUGCCUCACUUCAGCAAAGCCUUGAGCAGCUUGAUGAGCUCCUAGCAGAUCUUGUGACUGACUACAAGCCACCCAGUAGACGAACAAGUGAGGAGAUUUUGGACCAAUUAAAGAAGUUAAUUGAUGAGGAAGAAGCAGUAUCUCUGUCCAGAAAAUGCUCAAAGCCAGAUACAGAUGAACCACUGCCUCUGGAUAAGCAGCCAACUUCAAUCAAAAUUAAUCCAGAUGUUUUUCGUGACAUGGAUGGGCCAAGUGAUGCAAUGAAGACCGCAGAGGAAUGCUCUCCAGAUCAAAGUCCAGAUGAGGAUGAUACAAUGAUGUGCUCCAACAAUAAGUGCCGGAGAACAGAGACCUUAUUCAAUGCUUGUCUUUAUUUUAAAUCCUGCCACAGCUGUUACACCUACUACUGUUCUCGGAACUGCCGUAGAGAGGAUUGGGACAUACAUAAAGAAAGCUGCUUAUAUGGAAGAAUUGGAAGCACAUGCCGGCAUAUUAUAAAACACUGCCGGGAGACUGUUGAAGUCCACAAAGCCUUCUCCCGUGUUGCCAAGGUUGGCUACCUUUCUCGAGGUAGGGGGGUCCUCUUCCUUGGCUUUCCAAAUCCUUCUUCAUCUUGUAGCUUCCUACAGUAUGGCCUGAAUAGUUUACCAAUGUCUCCUACAUACCUGUCUCUUCGGGAGCUUGAAAGCUUCAAGGACAACCUGGGGGAAUACUGUAAUGAGCUGCAAGAAGCUGGUAAAGAAUAUGACCCAAACGAAUGUUUCAUCUUGAAUGUAUCCAUUGCUGUGGGUGACCAGCUGCCCGAUGGGCCAUCGCCAAGGAAUCAAGCUCCUACAGUUAGAAAAUAUGCAAAAAUUGCAUUGGCUUCUUUUAGUCCUGAGAGAAAGGUUCACAAGAAAGAGAAUGACAUGGAAACACUGAUCCUUACACCACCUCCAGGAACGGCUGAUAUUGACAUGGAAGGAGAGGAAGGUCGGAAGGCACGAGAAAUCUGUUUCAUCAAUAUACAACGGGAACUGAGAAUGAGAGGAGUUUUUCUACGCCAUGAAUACCCAAAUGUGUAUCAACAGCUUUGUGAAUUUGUGGAAAGCAACAGAAGGUUCACACCUACAACUAUUUAUCCAAUUGAUAAGAGGACUGGCAAACAGUUUAUGUGCAUGAUCAUGGCUGCCUCUGAGCCCAGAACACUGGACUGGGUUGGUGCACCACAUCUGCUUGAUGACAUCAUUUAAGGGCACCUUUUGUUGAAAAUAGAUGUGUAUAGAAAUACAUACAAAUUCUUGCACAUAUUUCUAUUGGUCUAGCUGUAUACAGUUGUGUGUAGUGCAACUGUAGAAAUUACAUACAUUCAUGCCUGCUUGGUCAGUAUUCUUUAUUAUUAAAAUAUUUCUCAUCAGGUGUAGAAGUACAAUAUAUUAGUUAUUUAUUUUAACACUAUAAAAUGCUUUUAAGUCAUCCACAAGUCAUUUCCUGGUUUCUACUGUUACAAAACAUUCCCCUUGGUUGGGACUGCUAAACUCACAUAUUGUUUUUUUAAUAUCUCAGAUAAGUAAAUAGUGGUUAUUAUGUGAGUACGACAUAAAUAUUUUCAUAUUUAACUUUUAUGGUAUGACAUGCUGGAAAUAAGAAACAUUAUUUUCUUAGCAACGCAAACACUUUCUAUGCAAGGUUAUUUCAUCAAUUAAGUACCACAUUCCUGCAGGUGUAGCAUCUGCUAUAUUAUGUAUGAUACAUACAUAUUAUUAUAGAAAUAUAUAGAGACUUUAGAGACUGGUGUGAAAAGUAAUGAUUUUGAUGGAAGUGUAAAUUCUUAUUAGACAUAAAGGAUGACCGAGAAAGAAACAUCUUGUGCUGUUUAAGAUAUCUAGUACAAAAGGCACAACAUUUUAUACUGAUUUGAAAAAGUACUCUAUUGAAAACAUGGACUCUUCUGUCUAAAGGCAUACUUAGAGAAGUUCACAUCAGCAUAACAUUUCUUUAUUCUGCUCUGCAGAAUUAGCAGAUCAAUCCUGGACUUGAAAACCUUCAGAAUGGAUGUUAAAAUGGUGCCAGUUACAAGCCCCACUAGAGGUGUUGGCCUGUACUCUUCAGUUUAAACACUGUGAAUAGUGAAAGUUAUCUAAAAACUCAACUUGGUCAAAUACCAACAUGUAAUGCAACUUCUUUGAAAUACAAUUUUAUGAGUUGUCUUUUUGGAUAUUUUCACAAAAUCUAUAGGAGUUAUUGUCCUUUGAACAAAGUGAGCCAGAUUUUGGCACGGUAACUGUAAGGUAGACUUCUGAAAUAGGGACAGAAGUAGUUAGCUGUGAAUUUGUGCCGAUCUAGGUUUAUUACAUGUAUGAUAUCCUUAUUAGUUUUAGCGAAUCAGAGUCUUUAAUUUGUUUAUUAGGUACAAAAAUGUAGAAAGUUUAAUAAUACCACUUAGCCAUAUUGCCUCAUUUUUUCUGUCAAUUGUGUAUUUGUAGCAUCCUAAAAGAUAAAAGAGGUGAAUUCCAUUCACCUCUUUUAUCCUAGAGGUGAAUGGAAAGAAGGGUGUGGCUUGAAUUUAUUGUAUGUUUGAGUGCUAAUAGUCUAUCUAAAUAUGGUUUACCUGACACCACAAAAACAUAUAAGUCGCAGUAUAUCACAAAUAUGUAAAUUUCUUAUUAAUCACAAAUGAAGGUGGAUCAAUUUGUUGUCCUUUAGCGAUAUAUCUUUCUCAGUCCUCAGAAUCUGUGCAACAAAGUACAAUGAAACUUGAGGCUUACACAUAUAUAUAUAUAUUUUUUAAAAAAGUUACUUUUAAGAUAAAGUACUGUAAAAAAAAAUCUUGAAAAGUUGACUGGCUGCAUGUUAUUUGAUUUUUCUUCUCCAAUCUCAUUUUAACAUGUUAGUAACUGCAACAUGCUUGAUGAAUGAGCCCGUGAAAGUGAUACAAUGCUGUGCAAGAUUUGUUUUCUUCAUUUCUAUUUAUCAUGUUAAACAAUAAGAGACCUCACUAAAAUGUUUAGAAAAUCCUGUAAUCUUGUAUUUUUUAUACUUUCAACAUAUAUAUAUGUGUGUGUGUGUGUGUGUGUGUGUGUGUCUAUUUAUAAACCAUGUCCAAUAAAUGGAACAGGAACUGCCUA
Molecule: messenger RNA, 5383 nt
Organism: Xiphophorus maculatus (southern platyfish)
Lineage: Eukaryota; Metazoa; Chordata; Actinopteri; Cyprinodontiformes; Poeciliidae
Gene: ajm1
Exons: 2
Coding region: 239-3508 (1089 amino acids)
Biological process (GO): cell-cell junction organization
Cellular component (GO): apical junction complex; plasma membrane
Source: RefSeq, a predicted model, not a curated record